UUUAAACAAAAGUAACAGAGAUUUUGCAAAUAAAAAAUUUGAGAGGUAAGAUAGAAAGGAAAAAGAAGAGAAAAUCGUUCGAUGAUUGUGACUGUUUGCCUCUGUGUUCCGAUUUGAAUUAUAACGUAGAAACGUCGCAAAGUGAUUGGGAUUGGAAAAUGGUUUUUACUGCACUUGGAAUUGAACUUUCGGAUGACAAAUAUGUUUCGUCCCUCACUAUUUAUUUCAAGUCGAAUGAUUUUAUAACUUCAGUCAGGAAUGAGUUGUAUGGUCCUAUCGAUUUUGUCGCGAAUUUUGGGGGGCUUUUGGGGUUGUUUACAGGGUUUUCGAUUUUGUCACUUAUGGAAAUUAUUUAUUUUUUGUCUGUGAGGAUUUUAUGUAAUAAGGUUUUGUAUAGAAAAUGGGCAGGCAAAGAUUCUUAAAAUAAAGCACAUAAACACUC
Molecule: messenger RNA, 442 nt
Organism: Tribolium madens (black flour beetle)
Lineage: Eukaryota; Metazoa; Arthropoda; Insecta; Coleoptera; Tenebrionidae
Product: pickpocket protein 28-like
Exons: 2
Coding region: 159-422 (87 amino acids)
Biological process (GO): sodium ion transmembrane transport
Cellular component (GO): membrane
Molecular function (GO): ligand-gated sodium channel activity
Source: RefSeq, a predicted model, not a curated record